AUGCCAACCAUCAAGGAUGAGUUUGUACGGCGGCACGGGUUGGAAUGGCCGCUCAACAACCAGCAGAUUGGGGCCUGGGUCUUCAUUGCCUACUUUGCCCUGAUUCUCUUUGGUGGCUUGGCCCCCAACGUUGCCGUUCGCUGGCAAGCCUUGGCCUUUUUUGGACCCGGGAUUCUCUUUGGCGUGCACGCCGUGACCUUGGCCGUCUGCACCUGCAUGGACCCCGCGGAUCCGGCCGUGCGCUACGACCUGGCUCGGCCCACCACAAUUGACCGCAGCCAACGCAAACAUGUGAUUAUGAACCAAGAGUGCUACUUUUGUCAGGUGCGCGUCAGCUCCACGGCCAAGCACUGCAGCGCUUGCAACAAGUGCGUGUCGGACUUUGACCAUCAUUGCCGCUGGAUGAACAAUUGCGUUGGUGGUCGCACCUACAAGCUCUUCUUCGUCAGCAUCCUUGCCGGUGCCCUCGGGACCGCGGCCCUCUUUGCGCUGCUCUUUUACCUCCUCAUCGCUCUCCACGCCUUCCGUGAUUCCGAUCAUCUGCACCUCAGCCCUGAUCGCCGAGACUUGCAGGUCCUGGGCCACGAUGUAACGGAUGCCGGCAUGACAGUUUUAUUGGUUGUGACCAUCAUCUUGAACGGCCUCGCGGCCUUUAUGCUCUGGCAGCUCUUGACCUUUCAUAUCAUGCUCAUUUCCAACAAAAUGUCGACGUUCGAGUUCAUCAAGAAGCAACGGGCGGAGGAGGAGGCACGGUUGGCAGCCGAGGCCGAGGAGGAGGCCAAUCCCAAAAAUGCGGCUACUCCCAACACACGCUGCCGAGCGUUUCGUGAUUGCUGCUCUGCCCGCUCCAAUCGGGUGGGACCAUCCGGUGGCAAGCCCAUGGAGGCCGUCGAAGCUCAGCAAGCCCCGAGCCCGCCGUGA
Molecule: messenger RNA, 921 nt
Organism: Monosiga brevicollis MX1
Lineage: Eukaryota; Choanoflagellata; Craspedida; Salpingoecidae
Exons: 3
Coding region: 1-921 (306 amino acids)
Biological process (GO): peptidyl-L-cysteine S-palmitoylation; protein targeting to membrane
Cellular component (GO): endoplasmic reticulum; Golgi apparatus
Molecular function (GO): protein-cysteine S-palmitoyltransferase activity
Source: RefSeq, a predicted model, not a curated record